GGAGUGGUCACGUAUGUGAAGAGGACAUUUUUCAACCACCAGGAGCUCAUCCUGCAGCCAGCCAUCAAAAAGGUGUGGGAGGAACAGCAACGGACGCACCUCACCGUGCUGCAGGUGGAAGGCCGACCCCUCGUCCUUGGUGGUGAUGGGCGAGCAGACAGUCCGGGACACAGUGCCAAGUUUGGUACCUACACCACAAUGGAGCUUGUGGCCAAUGUGGUUCUCGACCAUUCAGGUUGUACAGAGCAACGAAUGUCUUGGCAGCUACCAUAUGGAGAUGGAAGGACUGAAGAGGAUGGUGGAGCUGCUGAUCAGCUGGGACCUGGAUGUCGGGGUGCUGGUGACAGACCGACACAGACAGAUCGCUAAAUGGAUUCGCGAAAACAUGCCCAAUACACGGCACUGCUAUGACAUCUGGCAUGUUGCAAAAUCCAUCGGAAAGAAACUGAAGGCCAUCUACAAGCAUAAGGACUGUGAAGACCUGAAGCCCUGGGUGCUAAGUAUAAUCAACCACCUCUACUGGGCAGCAGUGUCUACACCGCCUGGAGAGGGGGGACUUCUGGUUGCCAAGUGGAAGUCUGUGGAGCGACACAUUCAGAACAUCCACAAGGACCAUGGCGACCUCUUCCCAAUUUGUACUCAUGGACAACUGCAACGGCAAAAGAAAUGGCUCAAACAAAGUUCACGCUCAGCAGUGAAACUGGAGGAGGUGGUCAACAACAAGUCCCUGCUGAGAGAUAUCGCCAUGCUGUCGGGUGAACACCAGACUUCCAAGGUGGAGGCGUUCCAUAGCCUUAUCAUACAGUUCGCACCGAAAAUGUAUGUCUUCUCAUACAUCGGAAUGCUGUGCAGGAACCUGCUUGCUGGGCUGCACUGGAAUGAAAACUCGAGCCGCCCUAUAGCCACUACACAAGCGGGUGCUGAGCGCUAUGCAGUACGCUACCCGAAGUAUAAAGCAGGGGGCCAUGUGGUCAAGAAAAUCGCGACAGAACCAACAUAACGCUACGUAGAUGACUUGAUCAGGGAGGUUGUUGCUGGCUGCAGACAGACCCCUGACCAGAGAACACCAGUCAGCGUCACUGUGGAUGUGCCUCCCUUCCUCUGCGAUGAACUGGAGAAGCCAGACAAGGAGGAAGCCAUCGCCAAGCACAGGAGUCGCUUCGGGAGGAGGUGAAACAUCUGGUUGACUGGUGCAGAACCAACAACCUGGUCCUGAACGUCGACAAGACCAAGGAGAUCAUCGUUGACUUCAGGAAGCACCAGUCCAGCCACGCUCCACUCUUCAUCAACGACACAGCGGUGGAGAUGGUAAGCAGCACCAAGUUCCUGGGGGUGCAGAUAACUGACAAUAUGACCUGGUCCCUACACACCGGAGCUCUUGUAAAAAGAGCUCAGCAGCGCAUGCACUUUUUGCGUCGGAUGAAAAGAGCACAACUCCCUCCCCCCAUUCUCACCACAUUCUACAGAGGCACUAUAGAGAGCCUACUGACCAACUGCAUCUCUGUCUGGACUGGAGCCUGCAGUGCCUAAGACUGGAAGUCUCUGCAGAGAGUGGUGAGGACGGCGGAAAAGAUCAUCAGGACUCCUCUUCUCCUCAAAAAGCCGCUGCCUGACCAGGGCUCAGAAAAUCUGCAGAGACUCCUCCCACCCUCACCAAGGACUGUUUUCACUGCUGGACUCUAGAAAGAGGUUCCACAACCUCCAAAGCAGAACCUCCAGGUUCUGUAACAGCUUCUUCCCUCAGGCCGUAAGACUCUUGAACGCAUCAUAAUAAUCCCUUCAAUUCCCCCCAAAAAUGGAUUAACUCACUGGAAUAUAAAGACAAUAUAACGUACAUCCAUAAACCUGGAUGCAUAUGCAAAAGUGCAAUAUAUUUAUCCGUACAGUAAUCUAUUUAUUUAUAGCUGCUCCUUAUUGCUUUUUUAUCCUGC
Molecule: messenger RNA, 1931 nt
Organism: Entelurus aequoreus (snake pipefish)
Lineage: Eukaryota; Metazoa; Chordata; Actinopteri; Syngnathiformes; Syngnathidae
Exons: 8
Coding region: 146-1000 (284 amino acids)
Source: RefSeq, a predicted model, not a curated record